Molecule: messenger RNA, 8382 nt
Organism: Acipenser ruthenus (sterlet)
Lineage: Eukaryota; Metazoa; Chordata; Actinopteri; Acipenseriformes; Acipenseridae
Gene: tmem94
Product: transmembrane protein 94
Exons: 32
Coding region: 524-4606 (1360 amino acids)
Source: RefSeq, a predicted model, not a curated record
GAAGGCAUCCCUCCGCAUCAAAUCGACACCGAGAACACUGACUAGCUGACAGCGCUCAGCCAAUAACGAGCCACGUUGUUUGGGCGUUUGCUAUCCUUAUCCCUUGGUGAUUGCCAUAACCCAAGAUGGCGGGCACAAACUGUCAUGAAAUGGAUUAAGAGGAAUGUGCAUGAACCAUUAAAACUUUAAAUGUCAAAGGGACGGCAGUAGCGUUUUUUGUUUUUCUUUUCAUUCCAGACAGAUGUGUAACCACUCCAGGGGUCUGAGAACAAUAUUAUCUGUGCACUGUAACAGGUAAACGGCACUAUAAAUAUUCCCACGACUUCUGGACAGCUUCCCUGCACAUUGUGUCGGUCUGACUGCCACUGAGAUCUGCAUACCUGGCAUGUAAUCGGUGCUGAACUAGGCCUCUACCCUGCCAGUCUAGGAGUCUGAGAGAAUUGGGAAUUGUGCAUGUCGGAGACUGUUGCUUCCCUCUGGGAUUACAGCAUCCUACUGAGCAUGCUCACAACGCACUGCUGCCAUGGAGCUGCAGGAUAAGAACCAGGAUGAGAUUACAGUGAGGCUUGGGCUGUCUACUGGCCAAGCUCUGAGAGCCCUGCGCGAGCAACUAUCAGCCCUGCUGGAGGAGACCCAGCAGCAGGGCAAGAAAGAAACCACCUGGCAGAGGUUGUGGGGAUGGACUUUUCUUCACCAGGACAACCGCUACUCCAGCUUCCAUUGGCCCGGGGCAGCCCUGACACUGCUGGCAGUCAUUGCACUGCUCUGUUGCUAUGGAAGUCAGCCGCAGGGAAGCCAGGGGAUCGAGAUUGUGAAUGCGGGGGCCCUGUUCCUGCUGCUCCUCCUAAACCUCUUUCUAAUUGGACGGCAAGAGAGGCUGAAGAACAGCGAGGUUGUCCGCCGGCUGCAGGCGAUUAUCGACAAGUUGAACAACACGCUGUCCAAUGCAGACACAGUGAAGUGGGCUCCCUCUCUGUUCCCAGACCUGUACAUGCCCUCAGCCCCGUCCUGGUCCCUGCACUGGGUCUACAGAGACGGGCAGCUCGUCAACAUGCCUGUGAGCCUGCUGGUGGAGGGGGACGUGAUCGCUCUGCGGCCUGGACAGGAGUCCUUCGCAUCGCUCCGUGGGAUCAAGGAUGAUGAACACAUAGUCCUGGAGCCCGGAGACAUGUUCCCACCCUUCUCACCACCACCCUCCCCUCGAGGAAAACAGAAAAAGGGGCCCCAGAACCCCCAGCAGUUCCGCCUCUUCAGAGUGGUGCGGACCCCCGUCAUUGACCAUGUCAGGCACAGUCUGGACUUUGCCCUGUCCCGCCCUGUGACAGCACUGGAUAACGAGAGGUUCACAGUCCAGUCCGUGAUGGCCAAAUUCGCAUGUCCUGUAGUGCUGUCUGCCUUCCUCAUUACAAACACAGUGCGCUUCUUUGUCAACGCCCCUGGAGUCACGCCUUGGCAGUUCAGUUUCAUACAGCUUCAGGUGAAUGGUGUUCUUCCCAUUCUGCCUCUUGUGUUCCCGGUGAUGUGGGUCCUGGUCACAGCGUACGGAGAGGCCCGAGUACUGGCAGAGUCCAGCAAGGCUUCUCCCACUGGCCUGCUGGCUAAGUUCUCAGAGGAUACUCUAAGCAGCUUCACGGAGGUGGUGUCUUCACAGGAGAUGCUGCGUUGCAUCUGGACACACUUCCUGUGUGUCCUGCAGGGGAAGUCCAUGACUCUGUGCUACACGUCGAGUCUGCUGCACAGCCUGGGCUCGGUCACAGUGCUGUGCUGUGUGGAUAAGCAGGGGAUCUUAUCGUGGCCCAACCCCAGUCCUGAGACGGUGCUCUUCUUCAGCGGGAAGGUGGAGUCUCCCCAUGACAGCCAGGAGGACCUGAAAGACGACCUCUCCAUGGGGUCCUUCUGCAGGACGGAGGGGGAGGAGGACCGAGAUGAGGCACAGGAGGUGGAUGCCCUGUUGUGUGCCGCCCCCCCUGCCCUGGACUCUCUGUGCAUGGAGAACGAGCAGCAGCACAGUGAGACCUCCCUUGACACGCCACGCUCCUCCGACACCCAGAGACAGAGCCGGCAGACAGACAGCCGUCGAACCAAACACCCCUCAGGGUCCAAUGUGAGCUUCAGCCGGGACACUGAGGGCGGGGAGGACCCCUCACAGCUAUGCGGGGACAGCCUGGGCUGCGAGGCAGAGGAUUAUGUGUGUGAUUACCACCUGGAGAUGCUGAGCCUCUCCCAGGACCAGCAGAACCCUGUCAGCAUCCAGUUCGACGAGUCCAACUGGCAGUACCACCUGACCUCGCUGAAGCCGCUGGGGCUGAAUAUCCUGCUGAACCUGUGCAACGCCAGCGUGACCGAGCAGCUGUGCCGCUUCUCUGACCACCUGUCCAACAUCGCGCUGCAGGAGACACACUGCUCUGUCCUGCCUGUCCACAUCCCCUGGGGCCUCUGUGAGCUCGCCCGCCUCAUAGGAUUCACCCCGGGAGCGAAGGAGCUGUUCAAACAGGAGAACCACCUGACCUUGUACCAGCUUCCCUCUGCUGAGCUGGCCAAGGAGAUUGUGCCCCGGAGACUGCUCCCUGUCAACAAGAGGCAGCCACCGCUGAGCCACCUCAUCAGCCUCUUCGUCAGAGACACCACAAGCAAUAACGUGCAGAUGCUGUCUCACGGCACCGCAGACCUGAUCCUGGAGGCCUGCACUGACUUCUGGGACGGAGCAGAUAUCUACCCGCUCUCCGGCUCUGACAGGAAGAAGGUUCUGGAUUUCUACCAUCGGGCCUGUCUCUCUGGCUACUGCUCUGCGUUUGCCUACAAGCCCAUGCAGUGCACGCUGUCCCCGCUGCUCAAUGGAAAGUGCGUGGAACUGGCCCAGGUGCCUGGACAGAAUGCCAUCUUCACCUCCUUCGAGCUGCCCGGGACCACGCCCAUCAAGCACAGCAGCCGCCGCAACAGCUGGAGCUCUGACGAGGGGAUCGGAGAGGUAAUGGAGAAGGAAGACUGUGUGCAGGCGCUCAGUGGGCAGAUCUUCAUGGGUAUGGUGUCCUCGCAGUACCAGGCGCGUCUCGACAUCGUGCGGCUAAUCGAUGCGCUCAUCACCGCCUGCAUCCGCUUCGUCUACUUCUCCAUGGAGGAUGAGCUCAGGAGCAAGGUGUUUGCAGAGAAGAUGGGGCUGGAGACUGGCUGGAACUGCCACAUCUCCCUCACACCCAACAGUGAUGGCUCGGAUAUCCUCCCGCCCAGCCCCAGCCAGGCAGGCUCUCUGCAAGAACACCUGCUGCAAGAGUCCCGGUACGAGGAGGUGGGCCCCCUGUUACUGGAGGAGGAGGGACUCUCGGAGCUCAUCAGCUUCCAGCCCACAGACAGCGAUGUGCCCAGCUUCCUGGAGGACUGCAACCGGGCCAAACUUCCUCGUGGAAUCCACCAGGUGCGCCCCCACCUCAACAACAUUGACAACGUGCCUCUGCUGGUCCCGUUGUUCACAGACUGCACGCCUGAGACCAUGUGUGAGAUGAUCAAGAUAAUGCAGGAAAACCGGGAGGUGACCUGCUGCCUGGGGAGCUCGGCCAACUUCAGGAACAACUGCCUCUUCCUGCAGAGCGACGUCAGCAUUGCUCUGGACCCCCUGUACCCGUCACGCUGCUCCUGGGAGACUUUUGGCUAUGCUGCCAGUGCCAACCUGGCUCUGGAUUCGGAGGAGCUCACUCCCCUGCAGCUCUCCAGCCUCCUCAACGGCCUGUCCUGCUCCGUCUCCUUCCACCAGGAGGAGACCAUCAGCAUGGUCAAGCUCAUCGAGCAGGCUCGGCACACCACCUACGGGAUCAGAAAGUGCUUCCUGUUCCUGCUGCAGUGCCAGCUCACCCUUGUGAUAAUCCAGUUUUUAGCUUGCCUUGUCCAACUCCCUCCUCCAAUCAACAUCACAGACAUCCUCUGGCUCUCCUGCAUCUGCUACCCGUUACUCAGUGUGUCGUUGCUGGGGAAGCCUCCAGACAGCUCUGUGAUGACGGUGGCUACGGGGAAAAAUCUUGAUGCCAUUCCGAGAAAGACGCAGCAGUAUUUCCUGGUGUGUUUUCUGGUGAAGUUCAGCAUCACGGUCAGUGCCUACCUCAUCUGCUUCGGCUUCACUCUGCAGGAAUUCUGCCAGAAAUCCAGCAACAUCACGGGCUGCUCCUCCAUCAUGGCAAAUAGUUCCUCUGUGGAGGCCCCCAGCUGGUUUGGGGACCUGUCCAGUGGUCUGCUGCUCAUACAGAAGGUGAUGGCAGGUUUCCUGGCGCUGCACACAGUGGUUAUCUCACUCAGUCACGUCCAUCGAUCCAAACCUGUCUGGAGGAAGAGUCCCUUCAGUAACACCUGGUGGUGCCUCACUGUGCCUGUGGUAUUGCUGGGCCAGGUGAUUCAGGCAGCAGUGGAUUUUCACCUGUGGGAUAACGUGCAGUCCCCGUUGACCUUUGCCCUGCAUGACAUCCCCCUGCUGUCCUGGCUCCUGGUGUCGCUCUCUCUGAUCCUGGUGGUGGUGGUCAACGAGCUGGUCAAGCUGCACGAGAUCAGGGUGCGAGUUCGCUAUCAGAAAAGACAGAAGUUGCAGUUCGAGACAAAGCUAGGAAUGAACUCUCCUUUCUGAGGACCUCGAGAUGGAAGCACCCUGAUCUGGGAGGAGAGCCAGGCACACAGCUCCAUUAUGGGGAGGGCCAGCAGCAGGAUUCCUCACAACCACUAGGCCCAACCAGCCACACUGAGCCAGGCAACCUUUCCAUCACUCUGUUAAGACUGGAGGCUCUACAAAGCAGCCCCAGCAGACUGCCUUUGAUGUCUCUGCUGUGCUGUGAAGUACAUUUAUAGAGGGUUCAAUCAAAUCUACUGUCAAACAGGUCAAUGUGCCAGCUUUUCUUACAUUAUUUUAAAACAAGUCUAGUACUGAGCGCCUGAGUAACAAAAGUUCUGAAGAGGUUCUGUUUUUUUUUUUUUUUUUUUUGUAAUUUAUUCAGUGAAAUGAUAAUUAAGAAAAGAAAAGCCAUCCACCCAAAGCGUUCUGACCAAACAUUUUAAGAAUGAAGUAGUUGGAAAUAAAAAUAACUAAAUACAGGAAUGUUUUGGGGACAAGGCACAUCUUAUGAAUCAUGACCGAGAAAUAAUAGGAAUGGUUUGAGCUGAAAAUAAUACAAAACAAAGGUGACAGCUGUGAAGAAAACUAGUCGAAAUAAUGUAUGUUUAUUUUAUUUGUAUUUUUUUUUUUUACUGUGGAAAGAUUUAAAGAGAAAUGUUAAACUACAUUUCCUUCAGAUUUUUUCACCUAAUUUAUAUUUUUUAAAUGUAUAAACUAAUCAUUGCACGAUUUAGUUUUUCUUGUAAAUUAUCAGAAAAGUUCAGAUUAAUAUGCACUGUAUUUCAAGUCAGUUUUGACCGUGGCAUGUAUUGGUCAAACUAAUGCUCCUGUUCUUGUUGUAGACCUGAUCCAUCAAUUUGGAUCCGAUUUAUUGAUCUAAUUUGCAGCGCAAUAUGACUAACAUAUAUAUCUAGAUAUAUAUCUCUCCUCUGCCACAGCUGUGCACUUUAAAUGCUAUUAAAAUUGGUCUAAAACCUUCACCCACAGUAUGCACAUGUGUAUAUAGCUGUGGCUUGCAGUAUAUAUGUACUAAGAUUCUGAAGCUCUCUAUUUAAUUGUGCAAACAGAUGACCUUACUAAAUCUCAUCACAAUGGCACAAACAUUGAUUUCAGUAAAAAGGUGUAUAUAGAGAGUAUGGAACACUCUCUAUAUACACCUGUAUGAUACAGGCUGAUAUCCACGCCACAAGAAGUCAGAUGACCAGGCUUACUGGCUGCUGAUCUUGAGUGAGUGAAAAUCAGUUUUAUAUUAUAUAGUUAAAUAAGAAUUAAACAGUAUAGUUAAUCUUCACCUCAUGCGUGUCAGCUCUCCAUCUUAGUUCUUCAGCUUCGCUUUGAAACCUUGUAAAUCAAACUGUAAAACUCGGGGGUAUAGUCAAGAGCGGUCCCAGUAUCUACUGGUGGAAUAUUACUACCUCCACGUGUUUAAUGCACAUGACAUACCUGAGGAGGAUUUGCCAUCUGUAGUUUAAACGUUGUGUGUUUUGCACAGUCGACAUGUCAUUUAAAGCCAUGUUGCAAGUCUAUCAUACCAUUGUAAAGCUAUCUAUAGGGCAUUCCGUCGGUUUCUUGAAGUUUUACAGAUGAGAUAGGUGUUGGUUAAAAUGUUUCAUUCACAGAAACAAAGUAUCGUUUUUACAGGACCCCACGUGUUUUAGGAGCAUUUACAAUAAUGGAACAUACUUGGUGUUCCAAAGUGUUUCCAAAGCAAUGGCUAGUUUGUGUAAAGAAAACCACACACACUGACCAGCCCAGCAUUUUCAACUCAACAGGCAGAUGAAAUCAGUGUCACAGCACUAGCUACUUUUCCUGGCCGCAAAUAGAAGAGGCUCAUUUUUUUUUAAAUAUGCAUAGCUUUUUGACAGCAUAAACAGAAACAUGCUGGUUUUGCAUGGGUAACACACAAAAAUAAUCAAUCUGUGAGUAAAGACAUAAUCCACUAAGGACUUUGUUUAUUGGGGUCUAUUUUACUGGUUUGAAUACUCCUGCUCCCUGACUCUUACUCUGUUUUAUUUAUUACAUUUUUUCACCAGGGUGAUUCUAUUUAACCCCUUACAAAUGCUGUUCAAUACAAUACAGAGUGAUUCAUAAUUCGUGCAGCAGUGUUGUUUUAUGUUGUUUUCAGUCUCUGUCACAGACAGUUUUCCUUUGCAGAUCAUCCUCCACGUCCCGUCCAGGUUCCGCGAUGCUCUGUCAAUGUUGUCCGAAAUCUGAAUCACCCUGUAUGAUACCGUGGAAAGAGGCAAGAGUCAGGUUAGGAGUUUGAAGGUGUUUAGCUCAUUAAAACAGGCCCAGUUGUUUUAAAAUGUAUUUCCAAAUGAGAGGGGGAGGGGGAGGGGGAGGGGGAGGGGGAGGGGGGGAAGAAAUGUCAGGGCAAUUAAGAAACAAGGAUAAUAUGCAGUACUGUCCUCAUGAUGGAAUCACUUCUCAGCACUUGUAGCCCUUGUGAUAGCUACUGGAUAACUAUCAUAUUUGUUCGAUUGCUACAAGCUGCCUGAAAAGAUCAGACCGGGACAGAACAGUCAAUGCAAUACAGGGGAAUGAGAUCCAUUUCAGCAGAUCCGUGGCUGUUUAGGUUAUUGAAAUAGACCCCCUUGUUCAGAAGUUGUGAGAGGGUCAGUCUUUGGCUCUUGCUGGUUUAGGAUGACACAAGGUAAAUGAAACAAGUUCCUUGGCAUGUGGGGCUGUUUUAAGCACUGUACUGGAGAUGACUGUCUGUGAAAGAACCUGCUGAGCUGAAGGACAGAGCACUUACCUUUAUUAUUUUGAGCUGUUUCUUUCUAGUUUACUUUCAGAACAAAAUGGGAGUUACAGAAUAUUAGAGCAGGGUUUAACCAGAGGCCUCUGUUACAGGGAAAGUAAAGUUAAAUAAGCAAGCACAGGAUUGGGUUGACUGUGAUUGUCUGCCCAGAAUAGCACAAAAUGUAUCAUGUUGUGAGCUUGAGAGUGUGCAAAAAGUGCUAUUUAUUUAGAAGAUAUAUUAAGCUUGUUUAAAUCUGAGCACCUACAGUCUACGUGCAAUGGUGUUCUUCAGUGUGGCUGUAAACACUGCCUUAUCUGCACGAGAAAGCAGAAUCGUUUUGAUAUGAAUUUAGGAACAGAUACCUAGGCAACCCCAUAAAGAAACUCAACUUUUAAUAAAAAAAAUGUUUCAAACAAAAGAUGAAAGUAUUAGGAAGUAAUACUCUUGCUACUCCAAACCAGUUGGGACCUGACUCUGGUCUGAGCAGUGAUUUUUUUUUUUGGAGUUCUGAUCAUAAUCUGUACCAUACUGGCAAUUCCUUGUCUUGUCUUUGUUUCUGGUUCACUCACACACAAAAUACAGUUGUACAUUUUUUUAAGUUUAAUAUACUCCCUAAAAAUGUAAUAAAUAAUAAAGUAAAUAUUUGGCUUUGAUUUGUAGUGAUGUUUAAAUUCGCCCACACAAUCCGCAUGCAUUUCAUUGUGAUAGCGUGGGUCAGUAAACCCCAACACAGAAGUGAGGAUCCUUAAAUCAACAGUCAUCAAUGUUCAGUCUCUUCGGUGACAGCUGUUCAAUGCCCCCAAACCCUAACCCUAACCCUAACCCUAACCCCCCUGUGCAUGCUCAACAAAACUAGUGCAUCAAAUUGCCAGAUGCACAUUGCAGUUUUAUGCAGAAAACUACUUGCAAGAAUGACUUUAUUAAAUAUGACAGUUUUAUAAAUGGUGUAUAUUUUAUAAAAUGUUUAGAUGUAUGUAAAAUGAUCUUUCUGAUUUUUAAGAUGAAUUGUCUCAAAUAAUGUAAGGAUAAUAAAUAUUAUCUUUCUAAAGUG